Homo sapiens (human) is the source of this 1155-nucleotide messenger RNA. RefSeq names its product HscB mitochondrial iron-sulfur cluster cochaperone (gene HSCB). Gene Ontology annotation, biological process: protein complex oligomerization; [2Fe-2S] cluster assembly. Gene Ontology annotation, cellular component: cytoplasm; mitochondrion. The record is from RefSeq and is a predicted model, not a curated record. Bases 143 to 814 code for a protein of 223 amino acids. Lineage: Eukaryota; Metazoa; Chordata; Mammalia; Primates; Hominidae. The transcript has 6 exons. Gene Ontology annotation, molecular function: protein-folding chaperone binding; ATPase activator activity.
AGACGCUCUCUUUGCUUUUCCCCACGAGUGACCACGGCUAGAUAGGCCGCCGGCCAGAUGUGGCGGGGGAGAGCCGGGGCUUUGCUCCGGGUGUGGGGGUUUUGGCCGACAGGGGUUCCCAGAAGGAGACCGCUAAGCUGCGAUGCUGCGUCGCAGGCGGGAAGCAAUUAUCCCCGCUGUUGGAACUGCGGCGGCCCAUGGGGCCCCGGGCGGGAGGACAGGUUCUUCUGCCCACAGUGCCGAGCGCUGCAGGCACCUGACCCCACUCGAGACUACUUCAGCCUUAUGGACUGGUACGAGCGACGGUUUCGGGAAACGGGCCCGGGCGAGAGACACGUCGAGCAACCGUUCCUUCAGAGUUGAUACAGCGAAGCUCCAGCACAGGUACCAGCAACUGCAGCGUCUUGUCCACCCAGAUUUCUUCAGCCAGAGGUCUCAGACUGAAAAGGACUUCUCAGAGAAGCAUUCGACCCUGGUGAAUGAUGCCUAUAAGACCCUCCUGGCCCCCCUGAGCAGAGGACUGUACCUUCUAAAGCUCCAUGGAAUAGAGAUUCCUGAAAGGACAGAUUAUGAAAUGGACAGGCAAUUCCUCAUAGAAAUAAUGGAAAUCAAUGAAAAACUCGCAGAAGCUGAAAGUGAAGCUGCCAUGAAAGAGAUUGAAUCCAUUGUCAAAGCUAAACAGAAAGAAUUUACUGACAAUGUGAGCAGUGCUUUUGAACAAGAUGACUUUGAAGAAGCCAAGGAAAUUUUGACAAAGAUGAGAUACUUUUCAAAUAUAGAAGAAAAGAUCAAGUUAAAGAAGAUUCCCCUUUAAUUGUGGAUAGUUUAAAGUUUAAAAAAUAAAGUUCUUGCUGGGCACAGUGGCUCACACCUGUAAUCCCAGCACUUUGGGAGGCUGAGGUGGGUGGAUGACAAGGUCAGGAGUUCAAGACCAGCUUGGCCAACAUAGUGAAACCCCGUCUCUGCUGAAAAUACAAAAAUUAGCCGGGCAUGGUGGCGCGUGCCUGUAAUCCCAGCUACUUGGUAGGCCGAGGCAGGAGAAUCGCUUAAACCCGUGAGGUGGAGGUUGCAGUGAGCAGAGAUCACGCAACUGCACUCCAGCUUGGGCAACAGAGUGAGACUUAAUCUUGAAAAAUAAAUAAAUGAAAAAUAAAA